AUUUCAUUACAAUCAAAAGAGAAUUAACUGUUUUCCCUCCAUUUCUAAUUUUUUCAAGAACUCAAAUCUCUUCAGAGAAAAUCUUCUAAGAAGUUUCAGCAAUGGAAACUACAAAAGCAACCAAGGGAGGAGCCAAAGGAGCCGGAGGAAGGAAAGGCGGAGACAGGAAGAAGUCGGUGACCAAGUCCGUCAAGGCUGGACUUCAGUUCCCCGUGGGUCGUAUCGCUCGAUUCCUCAAGAAGGGAAGGUACGCUCAACGUACUGGUACCGGUGCUCCCGUCUACCUUGCUGCUGUUCUUGAAUACCUCGCCGCCGAGGUUUUGGAGUUGGCCGGAAAUGCUGCUCGUGACAACAAGAAGAACAGAAUCAACCCUAGACAUGUUCAACUGGCUGUGAGGAACGAUGAGGAAUUAGGGAAAUUGCUUCACGGUGUUACAAUCGCAAGCGGUGGUGUUCUUCCCAACAUUAACCCAGUUUUGCUACCGAAGAAGACUAAGUCUGCUGAAUCUGAAAAAACUGCAUCCAAAUCACCCAAAUCUCCCAAAAAGGCCUAAAUACAUUAAUGGAAAAGCUAGUUGAUAUGUAAUUGAAAUUAGGUCUUGAUUUGGUUCUUGUAGAGGUUACUGCUUUUCGUUUGUUUUCUUUGCAAUCGCUUUAAAGAUUGCAUUUUUAGUAUUAGGUUGUACCCUUUGCAAAUCUUUUUGGUUUGGUUCUUGGCGAAAUAUGCAAUGGAAAUUUACCUUUAUUUAUCA
This is a messenger RNA of Cannabis sativa, 752 nucleotides long. RefSeq names its product histone H2A.1. Lineage: Eukaryota; Viridiplantae; Streptophyta; Magnoliopsida; Rosales; Cannabaceae. Gene Ontology annotation, cellular component: nucleosome. The record is from RefSeq and is a predicted model, not a curated record. The transcript has a single exon. The coding region runs from base 102 to 554 and encodes 150 amino acids. Gene Ontology annotation, molecular function: DNA binding; structural constituent of chromatin; protein heterodimerization activity.